AGAGGUGGGGCUAGGAAAUGUCAUCUCAAUGGCUGCCCCCAUAGGGAGGCGUGACUGAGUGUUAGAGUGGAAGCAGCGCCGUUGUAACAAGGAAGAGCUCAAACUAUAUGACAGAGAUGAGUAUGGAGCAGCCAGAACACUUGCUGCCAGAAUGCUUCCCUCCUCUCCAUAAUGACACAUUUCUCCGUGCUGCUCGUGGUGAGGAGUGCAACCAUGUUCCAGUGUGGUGUAUGAGGCAGGCAGGGCGGUAUCUGCCAGAGUUUCGGGAGACACGCGCUGGACAGGAUUUCUUUGCGUCAUGUCGGAGCCCUGAAAUCUGCUGUGAACUCACACUGCAGCCGCUGCGGAGGUUUCCUCUUGAUGCUGCUAUCAUUUUCUCAGACAUCCUCGUGAUACCACAGGCUCUGGGAAUGGAGAUCCGGAUGGAACCUGGGAGGGGACCUGUAUUCCCUGAACCUUUACAGACCCCACAGGACCUGCACAAGCUUAGAAGCUCAGUGGAUGUAUCAGAGGAGCUGGGAUAUGUAUUUCAUGCCAUCACACUUACACGGCAUAAAAUAGAAGGAAAGGUGCCCCUGAUUGGAUUUACUGGUGCACCAUGGACUUUGAUGACCUACAUGAUAGAGGGAGGAGGAUCUAACACUAUGUCCAAAGCAAAGCGCUGGCUGUACCAACACCCCUCUGCUAGCCACCAGCUUCUGAAGCAACUCACUGAUGUCAUUGUGGAAUAUUUGGUGGGCCAGGUAGCAGCGGGUGCUCAGGCCUUGCAAGUGUUUGAGUCCCAUGCUGGCUGCCUUGGACCCCAGCAGUUCUCUGAUUUUUCUCUCCCAUAUCUUAGAGAUAUUUCCCGCAGAGUAAAACAUAAACUGAAAGCUGAGGGAUUGGAUCAGGUGCCCAUGAUUGUCUUUGCUAAAGAUGCCCACUAUGCACUGGAGGAUCUGUCCCAGUCUGGCUAUGAGGUGGUAGGAUUGGACUGGACCAUAAGACCACAGGAAGCUCGGGAACGCACGGGCAAACGAGUGACUCUUCAGGGCAAUAUGGAUCCCUGUGCUUUGUAUGCCAGCAAGGAGGAUAUUGAAAAAACUGUGAAAAAGAUGAUAGAAGGCUUUGGCCAGCGUGGGUACAUUGCAAAUCUGGGCCAUGGUUUGUACCCAGAUAUGGAUCCAGAUCACGUGGGGGCAUUUAUAUCAGCAGUGCACAAAUAUUCACAGCAAAAGGAGAAUUAAUUGGAACAAGUCUAGUAAACAUUCUGGACUGAUGUAAGAGCCAGCAGUUGAGGUGUCCAUGGGUUUGCCCUCUAAUCCUUUUUUUUGUCCUAUAUGUUUUUUGGACUGACCACUAAAGCCAAUGAUGUAAUUGAAAUACUUUGGACAUUUGGGGGGUGUGGUGGACUCCAUGAAUAUAUUUUUCACAACAAAUACAGCUAAGCCAGGGGAUGGCCAGUAUAUAUCAAGUGUUGCUCUUGUGAUAUAUCAAGUCAGUGGAACUUCGGAUAAAUAAACAGAAUAAAGUAUGGUA
Messenger RNA from Xenopus tropicalis (tropical clawed frog), 1518 nucleotides. It is a transcript of the gene urod, whose product is annotated as uroporphyrinogen decarboxylase. Gene Ontology annotation, cellular component: cytoplasm. The coding region runs from base 108 to 1226 and encodes 372 amino acids. Gene Ontology annotation, biological process: porphyrin-containing compound biosynthetic process; porphyrin-containing compound metabolic process. NCBI's taxonomy places the organism in Eukaryota, Metazoa, Chordata, Amphibia, Anura, Pipidae. The record is from RefSeq and is marked provisional. Gene Ontology annotation, molecular function: uroporphyrinogen decarboxylase activity. The transcript is spliced from 10 exons.